AGCCUGCUUAGUAACUUUCCACUUUUGCGAAAUGGCAUACAAGCAUCCACAAUGUUGUCUGCUGACCAAGGAAACGUCUAAUUGGCUACGUGUAGACACUAUACCAGUGUAACCUGUUGUGAGUCAUCAACAGCCAGACUGAGUACAAAUCGUAGGUGGGGUAGUAACAGAACAAAAGGUUGUUACCUUAGGAUGGAACAAUGGUGAGGACCCACCCACUGUCAUAUAAAAACCCGUUCACCAACUGCCAUUAUCAACAGAAGAAGACAAAGAAGGAGAGGACAAACUCAUAUCCAGUCUUCCCUCAGUUCACCUCUGUUCUAGUCCGUGUUUGUCAAGUUCUGAAGAUGAGUUACCCAGGAAUCCCAGGUGGAGCUGGAUUUCCAUACGGCGCUCGGCCACCUUAUACGGGACAGAGAGGAACUAUUAAAGAUUGUCCAGGGGCAGAUCCUCAGAAGGAUGCUGAAGUUCUUCAUAAGGCUAUGAAGGGUUUGGGCACCGAUGAAAAGGCCAUUGUUGAACUUCUGGGGAAUCGUUCAAACAAGCAGAGGGCUCCAAUUGUAACUGCCUACAAGAAGACUUAUGGAAAGGAUUUAAUAAAGGAGCUGAAGUCUGAGCUCAACGGACCCCUGGAGAAACUGGUUGUUGCCAUGAUGAUGAGCCCUGCAAACUACGAUGCAUAUUUAGUCAAAGGGGCUAUACAGGGUGUAGGAACUGAUGACAACUGCCUAAGUGAGAUUUUGUGCUCACGCUCCAAUGCAGAGAUUAACGAAAUCAACCAAGUUUACAAAGCUGAGCAUGGGAAAAGCCUGGAGGACGCCAUCAAGAACGACACUUCUGGUGACUUCCGCAAUCUUCUGGUUACUCUCUGUCAGGCAAGUCGUGAUGAAGGGGGGAGUGUUGACACCAACCUGGCCAAACAGGAUGCCCAGAAACUGUAUGCUGCUGGAGAACGUAAAUGGGGAACUGAUGACGAUGAGUUUAACGCUAUCCUGUGUGCUCGCAACAAGAAUCACCUUCAGGCAGUCUUCCAGGAGUACAUGAAACUUUCUGGGAAAGACAUCGAGAAGAGCAUAUGCAGUGAAAUGCAUGGCAAUUUGGAGCAUGGCAUGGUGGCUCUGGUGAAAUGCAUCAAGAACAUCCCUGCCUUCUUUGCCGAAGUACUCAAUAAGGCUAUUAAGGGUACAGGGACCAGUGAUCGGACCCUCAUCCGCAUCAUGGUGUCCCGCUCUGAGAUAGACAUGCUGGACAUCAGACAGGAGUAUAAGAAGAACUACGGAAAAUCACUGUACACUGACAUCGCAGGUGAUACCGGUGGGGACUACGAGAAGCUGCUGCUGAAGCUAUGUGGAGGCAAUGACUAAAAGGAAAGGAAGACAGCCUCUCAUAAGGAAGCUAUAUAUACGGUCACACUGAAGAAUGUUAUAGUACUUUAUAUCACCACUAUCUGAUGCAUGCAGCUAUUGUAACGCUUCCUGUGACAAUAAGAAAUCAACGUUAAAUUUGCAUUCUCUUUUUUUUUUUGCAUUACUUUUUUGCUACUGUGUGAUUGCCAAAUAGUAAUCUAUACUAAUAUGAAUAUAAAAAUUCAGUAAUUGUUUUAUUAUUGGGGCAAGAAGAGGGCGCUUGACAAUUUUAUAUUUAACUAAAAUCUAACUGUAUUGUAUGACUGAAGUAACUAAUCGUAAAUGGUCUUUAUAAAGCCCAUUGCCUGUUC
Molecule: messenger RNA, 1717 nt
Organism: Monopterus albus (swamp eel)
Lineage: Eukaryota; Metazoa; Chordata; Actinopteri; Synbranchiformes; Synbranchidae
Product: annexin A11-like
Exons: 13
Coding region: 201-1364 (387 amino acids)
Biological process (GO): negative regulation of coagulation; cytokinetic process; phagocytosis
Cellular component (GO): cytoplasm; vesicle membrane; plasma membrane
Molecular function (GO): phosphatidylserine binding; calcium ion binding; calcium-dependent phospholipid binding
Source: RefSeq, a predicted model, not a curated record